Molecule: messenger RNA, 627 nt
Organism: Babesia bigemina
Lineage: Eukaryota; Apicomplexa; Aconoidasida; Piroplasmida; Babesiidae
Product: Exosome complex component RRP40
Exons: 5
Coding region: 1-627 (208 amino acids)
Biological process (GO): poly(A)-dependent snoRNA 3'-end processing; U4 snRNA 3'-end processing; TRAMP-dependent tRNA surveillance pathway
Cellular component (GO): cytoplasmic exosome (RNase complex); nuclear exosome (RNase complex)
Molecular function (GO): RNA binding
Source: RefSeq, a predicted model, not a curated record
AUGGACGUGGACGGCGCGGCCGAAGACGGCUACUUUCGAGCGCCGCCCAUCAGCAGUGAUGUAGACACGAGCGCGACAUUUAAUCUUUCUACUGUGUAUUUCCCGAAAGAAGGGGACCAUGUACUAGGCGUUAUUGUGUCGAAGAAUCUGGACUUCUACACACUCGACAUUGGCGGCCUUUGCGAGGCAGUGCUUCCAGCUGUGGACGGUUUCCGUGGUGCGACCAAACGUAACAGGCCGAAUCUUCAUGAGGGCGACGUGGUUUUCUGCCAGGUAACGCGGGAGUACCCUGCCCGCGAGCUUCCUACGGAAGUAUCGUGUAUAAACGCCGGUGACAUGAAGCAAUGGACGACAAAAGAGACAUACUUCGGGCAGCUGGAGGACGGGUUCAUGUUUACGGUUCCUAUCCCAUAUAGCUACUGCCUCUCUGGAGAUCGCUGUUACGUGCUUGAAAAAUGCGCAGCACGUUUCAAAUAUGAAAUAGCUAUCGGUUUAAAUGGAAGGGUCUGGGUGAGAAGUGCCAAUGCUAGCGACACGCUGCAUAUCGCCAGGUACAUUCGGAUGUGCUUCGGGUUGACAUUACCCCAAAUGGAAGCGUUGUUCACAUAUCUCGACAAUUCCCCAUAG